CACUAACAUCAGUCUCUAGUUAGGUGUCAAAGUUAUUGAAUUAGGUUAAAAAAAAAUAUUUAGAGAAUUGAAUUCAAACAAAAAUGCAUUCUUUUCUGCAGAGGGGUAAUGCCCUAUUAGCUUAUACUUUAAGUGUACUAGCAUGUUUGACUUUUGGUUGCUUUAUCUCAACAGUGUUUUUGAAUUAUAAAACUGAAGCUGAUAUAAGUACUGUUAAAAUAGUGGUUAAGAAUGUUCCAGACUAUAGUGCGUCUAGAGAAAAGAAUGAUUUAGGAUUUUUAACGCUUGAUUUGCAAACAGACCUUUCUCAUCUGUUCAACUGGAAUGUCAAGCAACUAUUUCUCUAUUUAACUGCAGAGUAUGAAACUGUAAACAAUAAGCUGAAUCAGGUCGUUCUGUGGGAUAAAAUCAUUUUGAGAGGGGAAAAUGCCAAAUUGAAUUACAAAAAUAUGAACACAAAGUACUAUUUCUGGGAUGAUGGAAAUGGUUUGAGAGGUAACAAAAAUAUCACUCUCACAUUAUCUUGGAAUAUAAUUCCUAAUGCUGGAUUUUUACCAAAUAUUUUUGCUCAAGGAUCUCACUCUUUCAAAUUCCCUGUGGAAUAUACUACAUCCAGAAUGUAAAUUUUUUUUCUGAAUAAAAAUUUGAAAUAGAAAA
Messenger RNA from Coccinella septempunctata (seven-spotted ladybird), 657 nucleotides. RefSeq names its product signal peptidase complex subunit 3 (gene Spase22-23). The transcript is spliced from 4 exons. Gene Ontology annotation, biological process: protein targeting to ER. The coding region runs from base 84 to 623 and encodes 179 amino acids. NCBI's taxonomy places the organism in Eukaryota, Metazoa, Arthropoda, Insecta, Coleoptera, Coccinellidae. Gene Ontology annotation, cellular component: signal peptidase complex; membrane. The record is from RefSeq and is a predicted model, not a curated record.